AUGGUCGAUGGGGACAUUAGUGCCGAAGAAGGGAAAAUCCCUGAGAAACGCUCGCGUUCUUCGGUACACAGAAUAAGAGACGGUAUAAGUCAUUAUCUGUUUUCCUCUUCAAAAAAGAGACCGGCACAACUGGUCAACCUCGUAGAUCCCGAUAAAGAAAGUAAAACAGAUCAACUGAGAACAUAUUUGGAAGAGCUUGGUCACCCAUUGGAGACGGCUCAAAUAGAGAAAUUACUAGAACAAAACUCGUGGAAUGUAUCCGAGGUUGCUGGGUAUUGUAGAGAUUUGGAGGAGGCCGAGGAAGGAUUGGUUUCGGAUAUACAAAAAACCAUUGUAAUGAUUGGAGCAGAAAAUGACCGGUUAACUAGUUGUUAUAUAGAUAGCCUGUUAUUCGCGAUGUUUGCCCGGACUCAAUCUUUUGAUGGUAUGCUUCUCGUUCAACCAGAAGGUUCAAAUGCACGAGGUUUGCAGACGCAUUUACGGUUAUUUGUCAAUCGACUUCGAACUGGUGAAUACAUGAAUGCAUAUAUGAUCAAGCAACUUCGCGAGAAGCUACUAAUCUGCGGUUGGAUUGGCAAAGAUAGUAACGGAAAUCCAACACAAGAGGACGUCAGCGAGUUAUUCUUAUUUUUAUCAUGCCUUUACAAGCUUCCCUACCUUCCUCUUGGAAUGUACAUAUUUCACGGAGGAAAUAAAGAUCCUAAUGAUGAACGAGUGGUCACUGAACGCUUAAUUCAGAUUGCCAUACCGGGCGAUCCACUUGACGAGAGACCUGUCUCCUUGGAAGAGGCUUUGAUAAAUUACUUUCAUGAUAACGUGGUAUCGGGAAUUAAGCGAUUUUUAACCGACGACACAGAGGCACCUGUUUCCGCUUGGCAAUUUCUGAAGCUUUUGCCUUUCUAUUCCGCGAAUAACGAACAAGACGAAAAGGCAAAUGCCGAGGAAUGCCAUUUCCCUGAAAAAAAUCUUAUGCUACCCCUCGUUUUAAAACGAUACGGAUACGACGAUCAGAUGAAACCAUUUCGGAUAAAGAAGAACGUAUACAUCCCUCCUUUUGUCAAUUUCAGCUCCUUUGUAGAUCAGGAAGCGGCAGACGAUCCACCAUGUCAUUGCGGGAUUGAGAUACAGUAUCGUCUUAAAUUAAGAUCAGUAGUUUGUCACUAUGGUCAAACCCUUACUAGCGGGCAUUAUAAAGGCUACACAUUAGAUGAUGAAGAAGGUUGGUUCAGGAUUGAUGAUUUAGACCUCUCAGAACGCGUAAAGAAGUUUGGUUCUCUAAAAGAUACGACCAUGCUAUUUAACAAUUUUAGUCAGAAUGCGUAUUUACUUUUUUACGAACUACAACGCAUGCAUCCUGGUAUCAUAGAAGAAGAGCUGGCGAUAGAAUAUGAUUAUAACGUCGCUCAAAAUUUGCAAUUUGUAGAAUUCGCGGAUGAUAAAGGUAGUUGCGUCGUGCAAUAA
This is a messenger RNA of Acaulospora morrowiae, 1461 nucleotides long. The record is from the annotation of a GenBank genome assembly. Lineage: Eukaryota; Fungi; Glomeromycota; Glomeromycetes; Diversisporales; Acaulosporaceae.